Molecule: messenger RNA, 6461 nt
Organism: Oreochromis niloticus (Nile tilapia)
Lineage: Eukaryota; Metazoa; Chordata; Actinopteri; Cichliformes; Cichlidae
Gene: cngb1a
Product: cyclic nucleotide gated channel subunit beta 1a
Exons: 40
Coding region: 1030-5046 (1338 amino acids)
Biological process (GO): retina homeostasis; monoatomic cation transmembrane transport
Cellular component (GO): photoreceptor outer segment; intracellular cyclic nucleotide activated cation channel complex; plasma membrane
Molecular function (GO): intracellularly cGMP-activated cation channel activity; intracellularly cAMP-activated cation channel activity; protein-containing complex binding
Source: RefSeq, a predicted model, not a curated record
GAUUCUUUUAAGAAAGCUUUUUAAUUUUCUGCCCCUUGUCUGUUCUUUGCCCAAAACACCUCAACUAGGAGUCAUUCAGGACGUGUCCCAGUCAGAUGGUCAAGCCAGCUUUCGAUAUAGAGGAGUAGCAGGUCUGCCCCUCCUCAGCCCUCUAAGCCCAGAGGAAGCUUUACGCUCAGCUUCACCACUACAGACCAGUACAAUCUGUCAGUGUCACACUGGUAUUUCCCCUUACUCAAGAAGAAGACUGUGAGAAACCUGAAGUCCACUGCUUGAGUCAGCGAAGUCUCCAAUUCCUCCAAUUCUACAAUUCUCAUCCCCAGUCCAAUCAACACCUUGGGCGCUUUGUUGCUCUGUGACUCCUCCUUUGAAAGCUGUUCUGUAAAAGUGAAGAGGCCUGAUGAAGGGUGUUUUCUUGCUGGGAGGUGAGGAGGUUCACAUCCAGAGGAAUGCGAGCUGAGUUCAAGCUGCCCUCGAAGGGACGAGCUGAACUCUGAGGGGCAGAAAAAGAAAAUAAGGACUGUCUGUGUGGCGCUGAUAACACAAUCAGAAACUCAAUGUCGUCAGAGAUAUGAGAGCUGAGAAACGAGAGCCAGGUCUGCUCCGUGUGUGAAACUGAGGGCGACGCAGAUCGCAAAGAGUGACUGACUGGGGGGGUGGGCUGUUGCCAUUUGCACAGAGGGGAUGUUCUUGGUCGGGGAUAAUGUUUAUGUCGAUGGUACCCAAGGUUUCCCAUCGGAAGAUUGUUUUUUUUGGUUAGUUAUUUGGUGUCCGAUUGCUGGAUAGAUCUAAACUUUACUGAGAAACCAUUGUGGUUUGGUUUGAGGACUGUGGUUCCCUUCAUGGUUCAGUUUCUGAAAGUGUAACCUGAUUCCAUGUCUCGCCCCGCUCUGCCUUUCAUCGGCUUAGUAAUCUUGUUAGCAGAGUUCCUACGUAAUCCUCCCACAGUGUUCAGAUCCCUGCAGGUCUAUACGGCUUCUUCCCCGCAGCUCUGUGGGAUGCUGCUGGACCCCAACUGAGCAACUCAGGAUGUUGAGCUGGGUGGUCAAAGUUGUUCCCCAGCCGCCUGAGCCCAAAAAACCAGAAGAACAGAAGGAUGCUGCCCCGCCCCCUGCUCCUGCCCCGCCCCCUGCAGCUGCUCCGCCUCCAGUUGCUGAGAAGAAAGUGAAGUUUCAAGAUGAAGUCAAAAGUGAAACACCAAAAGCUGAAAAACCAAUGCAGGAACCUCAGACAGGAGCGGAGAAUGGCCCGACAGCUGGGUCUCAGAGCGGCAUGUUGACGUGGAUCAGCGGCGCGUUGCCUCAACCUGCAGUCUCACCGAAAAUGAGCCGAGCAAACUCCACUGCCAAGGAGGAAGUUGAACCAGCCAGUAAACCCGAAGACGAAAAAGGGAUGAUUGCUUGGAUAUCUCAGGGUUUGGAGAAAGUCGUUCCUCAGCCUGAGUUGAAGAGCAAAGAGCCGCCUGCAGCUGAGCAGCCAGCAGAGGUCCGUCAGGCAGCACCUGCUCCAGCUGCAGAGCCUCCGGUUACUGUGGUGGAGGUGAAACCGGACCGAGACGACAAAACUGAAAACAAGCCACCGAGCAUGAUAGACUGGAUCAAACACGGCAUCGAGAAGGUGGUUCCUCAGCCAGAGAUCCAUGUUCGCUCAAAAACAGAAGGAAACGAGAAAGCUGAAGCUCCAGCUCCAGCUAAAGCUGAAGCUCCGCCUCCAGCUCCUCCACCUGUCCCCAAACCAGCCCCAGAGACCGAGAAGUCCACUAAGGAAGCAGAGGAGCCACCAAACAUGAUGGGCUGGAUCGUCAAUGGGAUUGGUCGCAUGUUGCCUCAGCCCGUGCAGAAGUCGGAUGCAGGAAAUGACGAGGUGCAGACCAUCAGUAUCAUACAGAAGAACACAGACCUGGUGCUGGAGGACAUUGAACAGGAAGAAGUCAAGGAAACAAAGCCGGAGGUGAAGGAAGUGAAAGAAGAGCCACAACUGGAGAACAAAGAGGAUGUGAAGCCAUCAAAAAAGGAGACUGAAGAUGCAGAAUUGCAGGUGGAUGAGUUGAGUCCACUGAUUGACAGCAUCAAAAAGGAGGCUGGAGAGGCAGUCCUAGCUCACAUGGAGGAAAGGCUGCAGCAGGAGCGUCUGGAGGCGGCUCGUGUGGCCGAGGAGAUGGCCAGGAAGGCAGCAGAGGAGGCAGUCCGCCAGCUCGAGGUGGAGCAUUCAGCUAAGAUUGUAAUAGAAACGCUACCAGAGUCCAAUGAACAGCUGCCCAAUAUCCUGGAAGAAGAAAACGAAGAUGAUCCAGAGUUACAAAACCUGCAGGAGGACAGUGAAGACAGCACAGAGAAUCAGAGUCCCGAGGAAAAUAAAGUGACAGAGGAAGAUACAAUGAAGACCACUGUUGAGGAAGAGACUAAAUCUGAUCAGGCUGAUCUCAAAAGGUGCAUGGUAGAUGUCUGCCCGGCUGAAGAUGACAUCAAAGCAACAACUCAAGUGGAAAAGGUGGAGCCUGCUCCAAACGAAACCCACAAGCCCCCAACUCCACCCACCGAAUCCGAAGCACCAGAGGAAGCCACUCCUUCAACAGAUGCAGAACCAGUCUCCCAACAACCUGAGCCACUGCCUCCAGAAACUCCACCCACUACCACGGAUCAGACCAGCACAGCAGAAGCAGGAGAAGGUGGAUGUGGAGAAAACUGCAGUAAACGUUUGGCUGAAGCUUCAGAGCUGAAGGUGGGGACGAUGGAUGUGAUGGAAGGGAAAGGUCUGAACAUCCCCCAGAUUAUCACCACCCCAGAACCAGAACCCAACAAUCUCACAGCCCCAGAGCUCAGUGUUGCAGGUGAUGUGUCUGCAGACGAGGACGAUCCCGAGCUGCUGAGGGUUGGUUUGAAAGCGUGGACCACUCAGGGAGACCACCUGACUGCAGACGACGAGACUCGUCCGCUGUCGGCGGCCAGCAUCGGCAGCGUGGUGGUCCAGGACCGCCUCAACGAGCUCGUCAGGCUGUUCAAAGGUCGGACGGAGCGGCAGAAAGAACGGCUGAUCGACCCGGACGAAUCGGAGGAAGAAAGUCCCACAGCCUCUCCAAGCAAAGCUCCGCCUCCCCCUCCUCCCCCGCCUCCCCCAGGAGAGGAGAAGAAAGACACCACAGAAGCAGGAGGAGGAGAAGAAGAAAAGGAGGAGGAGAAGGAGUUUAAAUUUGAGCUUCUGGGAUAUGAGGUCAAAAUUCCCAAUCUGCCCAAACUUCCCCCGAUGCCUGGCUGGCUCCGAGCCAUCCUGGAGUUCCGCUUCCCCUCGAGCAUCGACCCGUUCACUGACCUGAUCUACGUCAUCUGGCUGUUCUUCGUGGUGGCGGCGUGGAACUGGAACGUAUGGUUGAUCCCCGUCCGCUGGGCGUUUCCUUACCAAACCUCUGAAAACAUCCACCUGUGGCUGCUGGCCGACUACACCUGCGACCUCAUCUACAUCAUUGAUAUCCUCGUCUUCCAGCCCAGGCUGCAGUUCGUCCGCGGAGGAGACAUCGUGUGCAACAAGAAGGACAUGAGGGAGCACUACAUGACCACGGAGAGAUUUAAGAUGGACAUCAUCAGCCUGUUUCCUUUGGAGGUAUUUUACUAUUUCACUGGAGUCAACUCUCUGCUGAGGUUCCCUCGCCUGCUAAAGUACAUGGUUUUCUCCGAGUUCAACGACAGAAUGGAAUCUGUGAUGAAGAAAGCGUACAUCUACAGGGUGAUCCGAACCUCAAUGUACCUGCUGUACUCCCUGCACAUCAACGCCUGCCUCUUCUACUGGGGCUCCGAUUAUGAAGGACUGGGAUCCACCAAGUGGGUCUAUAACGGAAAAGGCAACGCGUACAUCCGCUGUUACUACUUUGCCGUGAAGACGCUGAUCACCAUUGGAGGACUGCCCGACCCCACCACCGUCUUUGAAAUCUGCUUCCAGCUCAUUAAUUACUUUGUUGGCGUCUUUGCUUUCUCCAUCAUGAUCGGUCAGAUGAGGGAUGUAGUUGGAGCGGCGACUGCUGGGGAGAACUACUACCGUGCCUGUAUGGACAGCACAGUUAAGUACAUGACCUCCUACAACAUCCCUCGCGAGGUCCAGAACCGCAUCAAGACCUGGUACGACUACACCUGGAAGAGCCAGGGCAUGCUGGAUGAGCAGGAGCUUCUGAUCCAGCUUCCUACUAAGAUGAGGUUGGACAUCGCCGUGGACGUUAACUACGCCAUCGUCAGUAAAGUCGCCCUGUUUCAGGGCUGUGACAGGCAGAUGGUGUUUGACAUGCUAACGAGGCUCAAGUCUGUCGUGUACCUGCCCGGAGACUUUGUUUGUAAAAAGGGGGAGAUCGGCAGGGAGAUGUACAUCAUCAAGCAGGGCGAGGUUCAGGUGGUGGGCGGUCCCGACCUGCAGACGGUGUUCGUCACCAUCAGAGCUGGCUCGGUGUUUGGAGAGAUCAGUCUGCUGGCGGGAGGCGGAGGAAACCGGCGCACAGCCAACGUGAAGGCCCACGGAUUCGCCAACCUGUUCAUCCUGGAUAAGAAGGACCUGGCAGAGAUCCUGGUGCAUUACCCCGAGUCCGAAAAACUGCUGCGCAAGAAGGCCAAGAAGAUGCUGACAAAGGACAAGAAGCCGGAGGAGAAGGAGGGGACUAAAGGUGCAAAGACAGUCAUCCCGCCGCGACCGGACACGCCAGAAAUGUUCAAGGCCGCCCUGAAGGUGACGGAGCAGGCGGGCAUCGAGGGAACCUUCGCCAAGCUGAAGAAAGCAUACAGACCGUCUGAGGUGGGAGAGGCACAGGCUCUUCCCUCCAUUUCUCCGAUCCCGCCCCCUUCUCCAAUGCACCGCCGUUCUCCGGUACCCCUGAGUCCGGCUCCGGAAGACGGAGAGGAAACGGUGGCAGAGACGGCUGACAGCUCAGUCGUCAUCAGGAUGACGCCGCGGCACAAAGGGGAGGAGCUUCUCACCGUGGAGAUGAAGGCAGGAGAGGGAGAGGUGGAGGAAGAGGCAAAGGAGAAGGAGGAGAUGAAGGAGAAGGAAGAGGAGCCAUCAAAGGAGUGAGCUGACAGGAAGCUGCUGCCCUUCACCUGCUCCAAGGAGGAAACAGGACACUCUCAGGUGUAGGACAUGCUUCUUCUUCUGUCACAUGACAGGAAGGAAGGAGAAGAAUGAUGUAAAGGAGAGGAAGCAGGAAAUAAAGCAAGGACGGAAAGGAUACUUCCUUCUUUUCUUCCUUCCUCCCACCUUAAUCCAGUUUUUUUUUCAGGUCUCAGAGUUUCAGAGAACUUUGAUCUCACGGAGGUUACUGUCUGGCUGCAGUACCGUCUUUGGCCACACGAACUGACUUACAUGUACCACCCAUUAGAACCCAGAGAGGCGCUGUUUCACCACGUAAACGUGGUCAAGGAGCGUGUCUGUAACAGAAAUGAUUAAAGAAACUCAUUUUCCCAGAAUCCCCGGUUUCUGUCCUGCAGAUUCUUAACCACUGACUUUCUGGGGCCCUCCCUCAGCUGAUUUUAGAGGCAUGUGUUGGGAACUACAGGGAGCAGCCGGAAGAAGAAGAAGAAAGAUGUGAGCUGCGUCUUCUUUAUGUAAAAACAGACUGAACAUGCAUUUGUGGCGUGUGAGAGAUCUGACAGCCGCUGAUUGAUUUUCCACCGAGAGCUGCUCGAUAACGCCGUCUGACAUCAGCUGAGCUCUGAGGACAUCCAAUGAUUUUAGCCGGCAGCUUCCAGGUCAUUCAGGGUCACCAGGAUGACGGUUCAGGGUUAGCGGGUCAGUUUGGAGCACAAAAGUGCAGCAUGUAUUUUAAUGUCUGAACAUGUUGCUUUCCCUAUAACACAGUAAAAAUAUCAUAGUUAGAACAAAUGUUUCACUAUUUGAUUUUAACUCUGGAAGCUUGUUUCUAUCACAGAAAAAAAGAUUUUUUGCCAUGCAUGAACCAAAAUUUGACCAAAAAGUUUGACUAAGUAAGACAAUAUUUGGGGAUACCAAACCUGAAAUUUUGAAUGUAUGGAUGUCAAAAAUGUACUGAAACAAGCUUCUGUUCAUAACAAAAACCGCACAUAAAAAAUAUAAAAUAAGCAAUUAAAAAAUGAAAUCAUGAGGCAAGCUUUAAUACAAUAAGCCUACAGUCAUUUUAGCUGUAGUUGCUAGAGGGCGCUGCUGAGCUUUCUGAUAAAGUAAAGAGCCGGGGGCACAAGCUCCCGGCCACAGAGAUGCUGCAGUGUUUAUACAGGACAGGAAAAGCUUCAGGAAGCGCAGGAAACUGUGUCGGCCCGAGCCGUGAAAAGGCGGGAAAACAGAAACAAUGCAGCACAGGAAGCUUCGUGAUUACUGCUGAUUACCGAGAGUAGAAGAAGAAACGUGACACUGCUGCUUUGGCUCAGAAUUCAGGUUUUAUUGUAUUUCUACUGAAGCAACGACAUCACUGUAAGAAGUAAAAACCAGUUUGUAAAUAAAAUGAUUUUAAGGAG